UCCGGUGAUAUGAACCGUAUGAGCUAUGGGAUAUAUUUUCAAUGUCUAUUCAUUGUUUGGUUUGCGGCACUCGUCACUAGCAGUGAAGAUUUAGAUGAAACAUCUAAGACUGCGAAACUACACGGACUAGCGAAGGCAGACUGGACAUUCGAUUCAGAAUUAAUUGGCAACAUUUGGGACGAAACAGAAGUUUUACGCAUGAUACAAACCUAUUUGGGAUGGAUACAGCUGCACAUCGAGCAAAGCGAGGUGACCAUUCUCACUCUGCUAGAUCAGAUUCAAGCUGAACACAAGAAAGGAGUAUACAUCCUCUCAACAGAUAGUAUCCUGAUGUUGACUCCCAAAGGCUACUACGUUUCACUGUCGUAUAUAAUAAUUAUACAUUUAGCAGUUUUUAUUAUCAUAACAGUGCUCGCUAUACUGAAAUCAUUUAACAAAACAUCCGAACCCUCUCAAGCGAAUUCCAGCUUAGAUGUAUGAAAGGGAAAUUUAUAAUUGGAACAUGUUUGUAUAUUUAGAUUGGUUCAAUCACAAAAUGUUUGCCUACUUUGGCAUGGUUCCUAGUUGACAAUAAUAUCACCGUAUAAUGUAAAAUACAGUAAUAAACUAAUAUUGUG
Molecule: messenger RNA, 617 nt
Organism: Malaya genurostris
Lineage: Eukaryota; Metazoa; Arthropoda; Insecta; Diptera; Culicidae
Exons: 3
Coding region: 10-480 (156 amino acids)
Source: RefSeq, a predicted model, not a curated record